CAAUGAAAAUAAUUCUUCUUCAUGGUAUCGGAGCCUAACCAAAAACCCUAAUUCUCCCUCUCUGACUUUCGGCUUCCCUCCUCCCUCGCCGGGACACCAGCGCCGCCGCCACUCUCCCUCUCUCUCGCACGGCCGGCCACCCCUCCUCUCUCUACCAUGGCCGAAAGCGAGAUCACCUCUCAAUCUACCACCCAAAAAUCUCCACAUCUGGCUUUCUCUGUUUCUAAUGUCAAAUUACAUGUCCUUAUUCAACUCAGUUUUUCUCAACCAAAUUACAAGAAGUGGAGCCGCUUAUUCCUCCUCCUUGCCCGGCGGUUCACCCUCCACGGCUACCUUGACGGGUCUAUUGUCCCUACCUCAAAAGAUGAUGAUGAAUGGUACCAACUUGACACCAUUCUCCAAGGCUGGAUUCUUUCCACCAUUACUGAUGAAGUCUCUGAUCUGGUUCUGACCUCCGCCUCCUCUGCCUCUGCUCUCUGGAAGAUGAUUCAUGAUCUGUUUCACGACAACAAGCAUGCUCGCGCCAUGCAGCUCGAGCACCAAUUCCGUACCACAGUCAAGGGAUCCACCCCCAUGGCCUCUUAUUGUCAAGAACUCCGGAAUAUUGUGGAUUGGCUGGACGACGUCGACGCCCCCGUUUCAGAGCACCAAUUGAUUCUUCAGAUGUUACACGGCCUCCCCGAAGAUCUCCAGGCUCAGACCUCGUUCCUCCAAUUUCAAGAUCCCAUGCCGAGUUUUCUCCAGGUCCGGUCGGCCCUCCUCCUCCUUGACCGACAACGGACCCCCCUGGCCAGCACCAGCAGCACGACGCUGCUGGCGGGGCAUGGCGGCAGCAGCUACGCAGGCGGACAGCACGGCGGGACUGGUGGGCGCGGCUCUCCUCACGGCAGCAACUCCGGCGGUGGGGGACAAUUUUUUGGCAGCAACUAUGGUGAUGGUUCCUCCUCCGGGCAGCGUGGUGGCUUUGGACGCGGACAAGGGCGCGGCAACGGCAACCGGGGUCGUGGUCGAGGGCGCCAAAACAGCGGUUCGAGGCAGCGACCACCCACAGACGGGCACAAUUUCUGGAACUCACCGUACCCAAACCCUAAUCCCGGGCUCAAGGCUGAGUUCUCCAUGACAGAUAUGGGCGAUCUGCACUUUUUCCUCGGGAUUAAUGUUCACCGCACAGCUUCUGGCCUCUUCCUCCACCAGACUCAGUUCGCGCACGACAUCCUUGAGAGGGCAGGGAUGGUUUCUUGUCGUGUAACACCCCGGCCCCCACCCUGGCUGUAAGUGUUCGCUCAUAGGAUUGUAGA
This is a messenger RNA of Cuscuta campestris, 1298 nucleotides long. NCBI's taxonomy places the organism in Eukaryota, Viridiplantae, Streptophyta, Magnoliopsida, Solanales, Convolvulaceae. The record is from the annotation of a GenBank genome assembly.